AAUUGAAUUGUGGUCACACUCGGAUAGCUUUAAGAAAGCUCUUUAAAAGAAAAAAAUGUUAAUUUGUUUACAUUAAAUCAAUCCAAUCAGAUCUCACACAAAAGAUAACGAAAUGAGUUUGCACUAAGCUAUUUGCGAAGCAAAAGAGAGAAGAAAAAGGGAGAUAAUAACGGCGCCCACACGCGUUGAUAUCAUCAUCGUCAUCGUUGUUGUUGCAAUCGACAACGGGAAGGUGAAGAAGCACAAAUAGCUGCAAUUCAAUGUUGUGUUUAUGAGAGCUAUGGCCAAGUAGCAUACAAAACGGCAGCCAAGCAGAAGAAGAGCAAGCGAGCGAGCGAGCAAGCAAGAGAGCCAAUGUCCGGAAGCGAACAACAGCAGCAGGAGCAACAAAGGUAGCAGAAAGAAGAGAGCUGUAGCUGUGUCAGUGUGUUUGUGUUCGUGUUGAGUGCAAGUGCAAGUGCAAGUGUUAUACGGGCAGACCAAAAAACAGUGUGGCCAGUGACAUUGUUGUCAAGUUCCGUGGUACGAGAUUCGCUUGGCUGACGUUUAAUUUACAUGCUAGAUCGAGGAGAGUGGAGAGGAGAAGUGUGAUCUAUAGAUUUGAUUUUGUUGAACCUGGAUCAUCAACUUGCACUGCCAUUAGCUAUAUAAAUACAUAUAUACUUAGACUUAAUCUAAACAGCAGCAGAAGCAACAAUGUCCAAUUCCCAUUACAAUAACCACCAGCAACACCACAACAACUACCAGCAGCAACAGCAGCAGCAGCAACAACAGCAGCCGCAGCAUUCCAACAACAGCAAUGGUGACGAGGAUUACCAUCAACAGCAGCCGGUGCAUUACUCCCAGCACUAUAUGAAUGGCCAUGGGCCAAGGAUCAGGCCCAUGGACAGCGUCGCUGUGCCGGACAUGUGUCUCUUCUGCUUCGAGGUGCUCGACUGUGAACUGAACAACAUCGAUGGUCCUGGAGUGCCAAUGUUCAGCAACGAUGCCUAUCCGUUGUUUGUCACCUGGAAGAUCGGUCGGGACAAGCGUCUGCGCGGUUGCAUUGGCACCUUUAGCGCCAUGGAGCUGCACAAUGGUCUGCGCGAAUAUGCGUUGACCAGCGCCUUCAAGGAUUCACGCUUUGCUCCGAUUUCACGCGAUGAAUUCCCUCGUCUGACGGUCUCUGUGUCCAUUUUGCAGAACUUUGAGGAGGCCCAGGGACAUCUGGACUGGCAGCUGGGUGUGCAUGGCAUACGCAUAGAGUUCUUGACCGAGCGCGGCCUGAAGCGCACAGCCACCUAUUUGCCGCAAGUGGCCACCGAACAGGGCUGGGAUCAGUUGCAGACGAUUGAUUCGCUGUUGCGCAAGGGCGGCUAUCGCGGUGCGGUGAUCACCCAGGAGCUGCGCAAGUCGAUCAAGUUGACACGCUAUCGCUCGCAGGAGAUCCAGAUGCACUACAAGGAGUAUCGCGAGCAUUUGGAGCGACGCGGCGGCGGCGCUCAGCAGUACGGCAAGGUGCAGUGCUAACAGUCGCAGGAGGAGGAUGAGGAGGAGCAAUGAUCCUGGCUGCGGGCAAGCGUUGUGUUCGUCCUGCUGCUGCUCUUGCUGGGCCUGCAGUUGAGCCAGGGCAUGGGAUUCUUUGGCAGCAGCGUCAGUAGCAGCGGCGGCGGUAGUUUUCCCUUCACCUGAGAUCGCAUCGUUGCCCCGGAGAUUUUGAUUUCAACAGAUACAACAAAUAUAUUGUAUUCUUUCUUUGUCUUAUGACGCGUUUGCCACACAUUUCCGACGAAGAAGCGUGGUGAGCGAGAAUUUUAAAGUACUUUUUAUGAUUAUAUAUACACGGAGAUGAAGAGAAAUGCUUAAACUACUUAACGUUCACUUGAGAUAAUGUUUUAAUGCAUAUUACUCUAUAAAACGAUUCAUUUCAAAUUCAAAACAAAUAUUUGUAUUUUAAGUUCUUUAAACAAAACAAUAAAUGAAGAAGAGAGAAGUGAAGAAAUAUGAUUAACUAAACAACAAGUACAUAUAAUUGCAUGUGUAUGUAUAAAUAUUACAACUACCAAUACAAAAAAGAAAGAAAAAAACAAAAAAAGAAAAUAAAAUAAUUCAAUUAAAUAGUUCAACAA
This is a messenger RNA of Drosophila nasuta, 2108 nucleotides long. RefSeq lists its product as uncharacterized. The transcript is spliced from 4 exons. NCBI's taxonomy places the organism in Eukaryota, Metazoa, Arthropoda, Insecta, Diptera, Drosophilidae. The record is from RefSeq and is a predicted model, not a curated record. The coding region runs from base 697 to 1509 and encodes 270 amino acids.